This is a messenger RNA of Micropterus dolomieu (smallmouth bass), 349 nucleotides long. Its product is annotated as microtubule-associated protein RP/EB family member 3-like. The record is from RefSeq and is a predicted model, not a curated record. Lineage: Eukaryota; Metazoa; Chordata; Actinopteri; Centrarchiformes; Centrarchidae. The annotation marks the transcript as partial. Gene Ontology annotation, molecular function: microtubule plus-end binding. Gene Ontology annotation, cellular component: microtubule plus-end; cytoplasmic microtubule; spindle midzone. The transcript is spliced from 3 exons. Gene Ontology annotation, biological process: regulation of microtubule polymerization or depolymerization; protein localization to microtubule plus-end; spindle assembly.
GUGCAUGUCACUGUCAGAUCAUGGACUGGGUUAUUCCUGGCUCUGUUGACAUGACCAAGGUAAAGUUUGAUGCACAAGGUGAAGAUGACUGUAAGCACAACUUCAGACUCCUCCACGAGGCCUUCAGCAAGAGUGGUGUCACAAGGACCAUCUCCGUUGAGGAGCUCAUAAAAGGGGAUUUUAAAAGCAACUUUGAGCUUCUGAAGUGGUUCAAAGUUUUCUACAAUGCAAAUGUGAAAAGUGAAGACUAUGACCCUGUGAAAGCUCGGGACAGCCAUGAUAUUAGCCCUCUUGUGACAUCUCUUCUAUCGCAAAAAGACACAGAAGAGAACAGCACUGUGAAUAAAAU